Molecule: messenger RNA, 759 nt
Organism: Paralichthys olivaceus (Japanese flounder)
Lineage: Eukaryota; Metazoa; Chordata; Actinopteri; Pleuronectiformes; Paralichthyidae
Source: RefSeq, a predicted model, not a curated record
UGACAGCUACAUCGUGCGAGUCAAGGCGGUGGUGAUGACCAGGGAUGAUUCGAGUGGCGGCUGGUUGGCGCAGGACGGUUGUCUGAGCAGAGUGGGCGUGUGCAGGCUGCUGCCGGCCGAACUGCUGGGACGCAACACGUUCCUGAUCCACGGAGAACGACUAAAAGACAAACAGGUGAUUCUGGAGUGUGUCUUAAAGAAGGAUUUAGUUUACACAAAGGCCACACCAACGUUCCACCACUGGAAGGUGGACAACAAGAAGUGCGGUCUGACCUUCCAGAGCCCGUCUGACGCCCGAGCUUUCGACCGUGGGGUGAGGAGGGCCCUGGAGGAUCUGACGGAAGGCUCGACCACGUCCUCAUCAACGUUGCAGAACGAAGCAGAGCUCGGCGACGAUGACGUCUUCACGAACGCCACCGACAGCUCGUCCAACUCAUCCCAAAAGAGAGACCUGGCGUUGCACACGCUGGCGCCGCCGAAUAUCUGUGAGCCUCGCCGACACCACUGCAUCCUGGGACAUUUCUACGAGCAGCACCGGCCCUCUGAUCAGUACUUCCUGGAGCAGGUGGGUUGAGUCAAAGAGGCUUCAGAUCAUCAUCAUAAUACAAAUAACUUUCAAGGGACACAAGGACGACUUCCGUAUUUGAGGACAGACAGCAAGAGACCAGGUCGUAUUUUAAACAGAGUGGGCGGGGCCACCACGCUGAGGACAGGGUCCAUCGCAGACGUUCGGGCAGAAGAUGACGAAGACGGACAAAC